This is a messenger RNA of Aspergillus nomiae NRRL 13137, 1605 nucleotides long. RefSeq lists its product as uncharacterized. The coding region runs from base 1 to 1605 and encodes 534 amino acids. The record is from RefSeq and is a predicted model, not a curated record. Lineage: Eukaryota; Fungi; Ascomycota; Eurotiomycetes; Eurotiales; Aspergillaceae. The transcript has 6 exons. Gene Ontology annotation, molecular function: oxidoreductase activity, acting on CH-OH group of donors; FAD binding.
AUGGCCGGGUCCCAGACUAUCGAAACUGAUGUUCUUAUCGUGGGCUCUGGCCCUAUUGGAGCGACAUACGCCAGAAAGCUUGUCGAAAGUGGCCUGGAGGUCAAAAUGGUGGAAGCGGGAGCUCAGAAGAACACAAGGGCAUCCCAAAAGGACACAGACUCGUCUGGCAUUCAGGGAGGCUUUCCUCUGACUUCAGUGCCAACGAACAGCCCUUUUGGCAAUGAUUCGGCCCCAUUUUCUUUCCCAUCGAAAACUCAAAUGAUCAAUGGACCAGAUGCAGGCCCCAAGGUCUCGGAGAAUGCGGCGUCGCGUAAUGUUGGCGGGUCGUCGACUCGUUGGGCCUGCGCCACUGCUCGACCAAAUAUAGAAGCGCGGUCAGAUAUGUAUACCCCAGAUGAGUGGAAUGAACUCCUCAAAGAGGCCGAAGGAUAUAUCGGGACCAGUUUGCCUGGUCCUAGUUACGUUCUCAAGGAUUCUAUUCGGCAGCAUUUAUUACUCGACCAUCUAUCAGGUGUACUACCAGAUCGCGACCCCCAAGCACUCCCUAUCGCUGCUAAAAUUGACCCCAAGGACUCGAAACUGCUUUUAUGGUCUUCAGCUUACACGGUGCUGGAGCGGAUACUUGAAGAUAAAGAGCUCAAUAAAAGGUUCGAGCUGCUCCCCGAGCACCUGUGCACGAAAUUAGAAAUCGAUAGCGCAGACAAGCGCAUCCAAUAUGCCACUGUGAAGGACCUUGUGAACAACAAGACCAUUCAUGUGAAGGCUAAGGCUUUUGUCAUCUGUGGUGGCUCUGUUCAAACGCCGCAGUUGCUCUACGCCUCCGGCUUCAGGCCGGAACAAGCGCCUGGUAAACAGCUACUUCCCGCAUUGGGUCAUUUCUUGACAGCAAACCCAAGGACUUUCUGUCAGGUCGUCCUAAGGAAGGACCUGAUCAACAAAGUGGAGCAGAAUGAAGCCUGGAAGGAAAAGGUCAAAGCACACAAAGAGAACACGGGAGACCCUUUACCAAUUCCAUUCCAUGAUUUCGAUCCACAGAUUACUCUAAAAGUCGACAAAACCAAGAGUUGGCAUGUCCAGAUCCACGGAGACGAUAUCUCGUCCAGCUCAGCUCCAACAGGCGUUGACAAACGUGUAACUGUUGACCUUCGCUGCUUCGGUCCGAUGGAGCCUCAGAAAGACAAUCGUGUUACAUUCCAGGAAGAUUUGACAGAUAUGUACGGUAUGCCAUACCCUAUCUUUCACCAAUUGGAGACUUCGGAGAACGACAGAAGUAUUUCACAUCAGAUGAUGGAGGACAUGAUAGAAGUGGCGGGCAAGCUUGGAGCAUAUCUACCAAGUGCUGAACCACGAUUCCUUCCGCCUGAGCCGGCUCUCUACGCCUGCGGAACUACUCGAGCAGGGAAAUCCACCGAGAGCACUAAAACGGGAGAAGUACCUGAGGAUUCGUGCUGUGACGAGUCCUGCAAAGUCUGGGGAUUGGACAACCUUUACCUUGGGGGUCCAAAUGUCAUCCCUGGAGCGACCCCUGCCAAUCCGAUAUUGACCGCCAUGUGCUUUGCAAUCAAAAGCGCAAAUGCUAUCAUCGAAAGUCUUAGACAUUCUUGA